This is a messenger RNA of Uncinocarpus reesii 1704, 255 nucleotides long. RefSeq lists its product as uncharacterized. NCBI's taxonomy places the organism in Eukaryota, Fungi, Ascomycota, Eurotiomycetes, Onygenales, Onygenaceae. The coding region runs from base 1 to 255 and encodes 84 amino acids. The record is from RefSeq and is a predicted model, not a curated record. The transcript has a single exon.
AUGAUUCCCUAUGCAGAAGAAUCGCAGCCCUACCUUCGCCAUCCGACAAAACGCCGGCCGUUCUUCCAUUCCUCCAACCAGGCCGGCGUGGCUCCUUUUCAGGAUGUUGGCAACUGCCGUCCCACAGCACAAACAUAUGCCUCUCAGGCCAUUAAAAAUGCCCAGGGCCACUGGGAUGGCAACCUAAAUAAGUUUAGCAUUUCAAAAGGGGCAGCGCUAUGCUGGCAGCCCAACAAAGCAGGCUAUCCACAAUGA